ACCCUCUCCAAAACGACAAAAUAUUAGGUUGACAAUAUCUUCACAAAGAGGAAUUGACUGCAGACCUUGGAGGACAGAGCAGUUCUAUUUAUGAUCCACCCAUGUAGUAAAUAGGGCUCAUGCCUCCGCUCACCCACUCCAAACCUCUCCAGGAGCACCCAAUGCCCAGGUGACCUUUCAAGACUUCGAUCCCAUACCAGGGUAGUCGAAGAUCAUUGACCUACCGCGUUGUUUUCUUGUUGUUGACCUUCAAGAGAGAGAGACAGAUAAACGCCAUUAAUUACGAUGUCCAAUUGGAGGGAAGAGUACUAUACCGCCCUUGGAGUCCGCGAUGAGCGGGAAAAAGCGAAUGAGUCGCUCUAUGAUGCCUAUACCCGCCUUGCCGACCGCACCAGCAAACUAGAAACUGCCAAUUCUCUCCCUCCCACUCCUACGAUCCCAAAUCCGCCGCAAUCCCCCUCCACAGCCACUCCUAAGAAACUAGGCAGGCGUGACACACCUCCUAUACAGCCUCCAAGUGUUCCCGAUGCUUUGGCUGCCGCGCGCAAGGACCUUGCUGAGGCGCAACGUUCGCGCACAGAGCUCCUAGUCCGAUUAAAAAGGACGACAGAGGACCUGGAAAACGCAAAGAAGAAGGCCACUGUCGAUAACAAGAAGAUUUUGGAUCUAUCAGUGGAACGAACACAGUUGCAGCAGCGGCUCAGGGAUAGAGACGAAGAACUUCGAGGAAAGGCGAAGCUAUUGGAUGAUGUCCAAGAUGAACUCGUAUCACUUAAUUUGCAAUUUAAUAUGUCAGAAGACCGAGCAAAAAAGUUGGAAAAGGAGAAUAAAGAACUAAUCGACCGGUGGAUGGCGAGAAUGGGCCAGGAAGCCGAAGCCAUGAAUAAAGCGUCGAAAUUCUCAUGAAUAUCCUUAAGACGAUUGAAUGUCAUGAUGAGUAUCAUGCAAUAUACUAGCGUUAUAUUCCUAAUGACUCUAUGGAAAUAAAUUGCAUUAGUCGAUC
Coccidioides posadasii C735 delta SOWgp is the source of this 1003-nucleotide messenger RNA. RefSeq lists its product as uncharacterized. The record is from RefSeq and is a predicted model, not a curated record. Lineage: Eukaryota; Fungi; Ascomycota; Eurotiomycetes; Onygenales; Onygenaceae.